CUCUCUCUCUCUCUCUCCAACGUGGGUGCCCUUCAGCAACUUUCUUCCUCUUCUCUGUCGUCUUUGUCUUUGAUUGGUUUUGUUUGUUCUAGUUCAGAUGCCCACCCUUAAAUUGGCAAUAUUAUUAUUUGUCGCCCCAAAAUUUCAAUCUCGGAGUGGAAUCUGACUUAAUUAGUACUUCAGUCUUGUAAAAUUUUUUAGCAACGUCAUUUCAUUUGGACCCUCAAGUGAAAAUCACAAAAUUUAGAGACAAAAACAGUUGAACAGACCUUAGGCAGGGGCGAAAUUUUCUAGCCAUUACGCAAUAUUUUGUGGAGUAACCUCUCAGUCGAAUCCUUUUCUCUGCAGUUAAACAAUACAAUCGGCAACACCACUGAACGAGCAAAACAGUCAAAACCCUUUUCGAUGAGCGCCGGAGGAGCCUUUGGUGGCAAUAGAGGAGCCAGACCUGUUCCACCUGAAAAAGGAAUCUUCCCUUUGGAUCAUUUGCAUCAAUGUGAUUUGGAAAAGAAAGAUUACCUUGGUUGUCUUAAAUCUGCUGGUCACCAAUCUGAGAAGUGUCGGCUCUUCUCGAAAAAGUAUCUUGAAUGUCGAAUGGCAAAAAACUUAAUGGCGAAACAAGAUUUGGCUGAACUUGGAUUUAGAGAAGAACGUGAGCUGGAAAUUUCUAGAAAAGAGAAUGUAUCAGAAAAUUGAAUUUUGUGGCUGAGCAGCAAAAGUGAUAAGCUUUGUGGAUGUUGAUAAGACAUUCUAUUCAACUCUGGAUGAGAAAGCACAGCAACUAUGAAUCUUUUACUGUUGUAUUUCAACUGACAACUGAAUAUAUCAUCUGCUUUUAUUGAAAAUCUGAAAGCUGCACAAACAUGUACGAAAAUUUGUUUAGGGAAGAAUAUAGACCAUGAUUCAUCAAUGUGAGAUCUUUAAACCAUUAGGGAAAGUUUUUCCUGUUGAAAUACAUCAUUAAUUUGCAUCAAA
Messenger RNA from Mangifera indica (mango), 975 nucleotides. Its product is annotated as cytochrome c oxidase assembly protein COX19-like. NCBI's taxonomy places the organism in Eukaryota, Viridiplantae, Streptophyta, Magnoliopsida, Sapindales, Anacardiaceae. The transcript is spliced from 4 exons. Bases 406 to 696 code for a protein of 96 amino acids. The record is from RefSeq and is a predicted model, not a curated record.